GCCCCGGAAGUCAAAGAAAGCGGAUGAAACGGCGGCAAAAUGGCAGCUGCCGCUGGGGCAGCGAGUUCUCUAUCCGGAGCCCCAAUAUGCGUCCUGGUGCUGGGAAUGGCUGGCUCUGGCAAGACGGCGCUGGUGCAGAGACUUAUUGCCUACCUGCAUAGUAAGAAUUCUCCUCCGUAUGUUAUCAAUCUGGACCCCGCAGUUUACGAGCUGCCUUUCCAGGCCAAUAUCGAUAUUCGGGACACAGUGAAUUACAAAGAAGUUAUGAAGCAAUAUGCACUGGGCCCAAAUGGUGGCAUUGUGACGUCCCUCAAUCUCUUUGCUACAAGAUUUGACCAGGUGAUGAAGUUCAUUGAAAAAAGACAGACUGCAUCCCAGUAUGUCCUAAUAGAUACACCUGGGCAGAUUGAAGUGUUUACUUGGUCUGCCUCUGGUACUAUCAUCACAGAAGCCCUGGCUUCCUGUUUUCCAUCGGUGGUGGUUUAUGUGAUGGACACAUCUCGCAGCACUAAUCCUAUCACCUUCAUGUCUAACAUGCUCUAUGCCUGCAGCAUCCUAUACAAAACAAAGCUCCCAUUUAUAGUGGUCAUGAACAAGACAGACAUCAUUGACCAUAGCUUUGCACUUGAAUGGAUGCAGGACUUUGAAGCUUUUCAAGAUGCCCUCAGUCAGGAAACCAGCUACGCCAGUAAUUUAACUCGCUCUAUGAGUCUUGUUUUAGACGAGUUCUACAACUCACUUCAGGUUGUGGGUGUUUCUGCUGUUCAAGGAACAGGGAUGGAUGAAUUUUUUGAACAUUUGUCCAAAGCUGUUGAUGAAUAUGAAAGAGAAUAUCGACCAGAAUACGAGCGCCUAAGAAAGAAAUUGGAAACAGCUCAGAAGCAGCAGCAGGAAGAACAGUUGAAAAAUUUGCAGAGAGAUAUGGGGCCUGUUGCUAUGGAGAACAGCCCAGCAGUUUCAGGUUCAGUGGCAGAAUCUUCACUAGGCUCAUCAGAACUGAUUUUGACACGAGGAACUUUGGAUCCAGAAGAGGAGGAAGAGGCCCAAGACAGCGAUACUGAUGACAUUGAUCAUAAAGUGACAGAGGAAAGCCAUGAAGAACCUGCCUUUCAAAACUUCUUGCAAGAAGCCAAGCUGCACUAUUCGACCAGAAACAACCAGUAGAAGAGAACAAGGACCGUUGCAUGGCUGGACGCAGUAACUGAAGCACACAGAGCUAUGAAACAGGCCCACUCUUGGCCAUCUGUGGCAACCGCUCUGCUCCCCUCGACUCAAGGCUAACUGAGUUCUUUCUGUGGCAACUUUUUUCAGUGGGAGACUGAAGCAGUUUGCCAGAACCGGAUGGUCAUUUUCACAGAUAUAAUCGCUUGUUGGCAAAAGAAUGUGACUGAGAGAUCUUGUCUCUGUUGUGAAUUUUACCUAUAAUGUAUGUUUCUGUUUUGUAAAUUAUUAGCAAAUAUCUAUUCUGCUACAUCUUC
This is a messenger RNA of Protobothrops mucrosquamatus (brown spotted pit viper), 1478 nucleotides long. It is a transcript of the gene GPN1, whose product is annotated as GPN-loop GTPase 1. NCBI's taxonomy places the organism in Eukaryota, Metazoa, Chordata, Lepidosauria, Squamata, Viperidae. The record is from RefSeq and is a predicted model, not a curated record. Gene Ontology annotation, molecular function: ATP hydrolysis activity; GTPase activity. The transcript has 14 exons. Bases 40 to 1164 code for a protein of 374 amino acids.